AUGGACAUUCAAGAAGCGUCCAAAAUCCUCUACUCUCGACUGCAAACACUCGAAGGAGGCAACGCGUCGAAGCUACUCGGGUGGAUGCUCAUGCGCGAGAAUGCUGACCAGGACCUAGAGGCGCUCGCGAAAGGCUCCGACGCGCAGCUCAUGUCGGCCAUUGGGAUCGCGAAGCGGAACCUCAGCGUGUACUCGUCCAUACCGGGAUGGCAACACCAGGGGGUUCUGGCGGAAAUCCGGCUUCAACAGGAGAGCGCGGCGUGCGUUGCGCGACAACGAACCGCCGCCGCUCAGUCCUUCGCUCACCAGGCCCACCCGGCUUCCACAGAGAGGUUUCCUCAUUCCGACCGUUUCUCUUCCCCAACGGAAACAGCCCUCGUGUCGCUCUCCCCCAAUACGCCCCUCGCUGAACCAACCGACUCUGCCGCCGCCGCUGUUGCUCCCGGAGAUGCUGCUGCUGCUCCGGCGGGAGCGCGACCAAUCCCCACGGAUGCCCCAGCAAUUCCCCACCUGACCGCACUUCACGGCGCAAGUGGCGCUGCGAGCGACUACGGCUCGUCGCCUGAGAGUUCGCAGUCUUUCAUGUUCAAGCGAUGCCAUUAUUUCGCACGCGGAUUCUGCAAGCAUGGAAGCGCGUGUCGCUUCCUGCACGCGUCGCACGGCCAGUCGGCGACGGCGCCCGUGUCGUCGCCGGGGUCGCCCAGUGCGACGAGUUCGGACGGCAUGAUGGCGGCUGCGACGUACCCCGAGCCGCAAGGCGCGGAAGAGACUGCUGCUUUGAGCUGCACGGCCGCGAGCGGCGGCGGCGACGAAACUGGUGGUGAUGCCAGUAACGCCAGCGGGAACGGCGGUGAUGGUGGAGAUUCCUUCGCUGGCAGCACCGCCGCAACCGGCGGCGGCGGUGGCGGCGACGGUAGCGGUGGUGGUGUGGCCGGGACUGUUGCUGGCGGGCUCGUGGGCGGCAGCCCGGGAUCUGCGGCGGGUUUCACGCUGGAGCGGCUCGAGGCGGAGCUUCACGAGUUGCUUAGAGAGCACAAGGGUCCUAUCCACGUGGCAUCGCUUCCACAGCUAUACGCGGAGCGGUUCGGGAAGCCGUUGCAAGCGGAGGGGUACCUAACUGAGAGCCAGCGGCAGGGGCGGCCCGGACUAAGUCUAACUAAGUUACUCGCGCAGAUGAAAUCGUCGAUCGCGUUCGUCGAUAGGCCGAGCGGGCAGCGCGCGAUAGUUCUCAAGGGGUCGCCGAUUCUGGAGGAAUCUAAAAAGUUUAUAACGUUCAAGGAGCGAGCGGAUUUGGCGCCGCCUAGUCCGGGGUCGCGGCAGAUUUAUCUCACUUUUCCCGCCGAGAGCACGUUCACGGAGGAUGACGUGGCAGCUCAUUUCAGCAAGUUCGGGCCAGUCCACGAGGUGCGCGUGCCGCAUCAGCAGAAGCGCAUGUUCGGAUUCGUCACGUUCGCGUUCGCGCACAGCGUGAAAGCGAUUCUCGAGGAGGGUAACCCGCACCACAUCGGCGGCUCGCGCGUCCUCGUCAAGCCGUACCGCGAGAAAUCGCGCCAUGGCAGCGCCACCACCGCGCACGGGAACGCGGAGCGGAAGACGCGCGUUGGGGCGGACCGCGGCGCGCAGGUGUCGCCCGCGAAAGGCGCCAUGGAGUCGUAUUCAGACGAUUCCCCCCCGCCGCCCAUUCCCAAGGUGCGCAAGAGCCUGUAUCAGUCACUGUCGUUUCGGGAGGCAGCUUCGCAGCAGCUUCCGCAGCAUGCGUGGCAGCACCGGCAGCAGCAGCAGCAGCAGCAGCAGCAGCAGCAGCAGCAGCACCACUACCACCACCACCAACAGCAGCAUCAAGAGGAGCAGCUGGGAGGGCACGAGCAGUGGCAGGUGCGGCUGCAGCAGCAGCAGCAGCAGCGGCAAGAGGAGCAGCAGCAGCAGCAGCAGCAGCAGCAGCAGCAGCAGCAGCAGCAGCAGCAGCAGCAGCAGCAGCAGCAGCAGAAGGGGGCAAGCGCUGAGCAGUGGCAGGUGCGGCAGCGGCUGCAGCAGUGGCAGCAGCAGCAGGAGGACAGCACUCGGCAAUCCCUAGGGCUCGGCGGAAUCGCCCUGGGAGACGUGGGACGCGCGUUUUCCGGAAGUGACGUGGAUGCCUUGCGUGGCGCAAGGGGCGUGGGGGGAAUGGGAGGCGUGGGAGGCGUGGGUGGCAUGGGGGGCAUGGGGGGCAUGGGGACCGUAGGGGGAGCGGGAGGAGGCGUGGAUGAGCAUUUCUUCAAGCCCACUGCCAGCAACGGGUCAUUCAAAGGCUCAUUCGCUCUUCCCCUCCUCCCUCCCCCCUGUAUUCCCCUUGCACCCGCCAGUGAUCUGCACUCGCUUCUCCCGCACACCCUCUUCACCUCGCCCCUUGUGGACCAGCACUGCCAGCAACGGGUCAUUCAAGGGCUCAUUCGCUCUUCCCCCCCUUCUCUCCCCCCUGUAUUCCCCUCUUUCCUCUCUUCUUCCACCCUGCAGCGAUCUGCACUCUCUUCUGCCAGACAGCCCCUUCACGUCGCCCCUAAUGACCAGCACGGCCAGCACCACAGCGAUCUGCACUCGCUUCUGCCAGACAGCCCCUUCACGUCGCCCCUAAUGACAAGCACUGCCAGCACCACCAGUGCCACCAUGAGAGACAAGAAUCAAGACCGCCUGCCGCCCGCUGCUGCGCUCACAGCGGGCUCCGCCGCAGCAUGGGACGACGCAGACCGCCCGGAAGCCGUUCCUUCGUCUGCUUCCUCUGCGUCCUCUGCCGCCCUCUCUCGGUUCUUCAACCCGUCGCUUUCGACCGCUCUUGUCCCUCCCCCUCCUCCUCCACCUCCCCUUCCGCUUGAUCAUCUUCAUAUUCAGCAUCAGCAUAUUCUGCCUGCUUCCACCCGUCGCGCCUCGUUCGGAGGGGUUUCUGGUGUUAGCGUUGCCUCCUCCCUUGCUCCUGCUGCUCCGUUUUCUGCAAGUGCCUUCCCCCCUGUCAGCUCUAUACAGCAGCAGCAGCAGCAGCAGCAGCAGCAGCAGCAGCAGCAGCAGCAGCAGCAGCAGCAACAGCACGUCUCAGGCUCCUCGUCCCUGUGGGGUCACGCAGAGGGGGCAGAGGCAGCCCCUGGGGACUCAACGCCGCAGCUAACUACUUCCAUGGGGGAACUCAGUGCGGGUGCGGAGGUUGUGGGACAUGGGAGGGUGGUGGCGAGCGCGUGGGGCCACACCUGUGAUUCCUGCUCUGGUGAGAAGAGCCAUGAGUGUGUCCCUGCCCCCAUUGAUUCUCCUGUCACGCCCACUCAUGCUAAGCGGCCUAUACCAUGCAGCUGGCGUGCGGGCACUACCACUGCAGCAAGUGCGCCCCGCAGGGUCCCUCCUCGUGGUGUGUUGUGUGUCAGCACACCGCCUACCAGCCGCCCUCCUCUUACCUCGUUGCACAAACGUCGUGGAAGGUUCCCUCUCAAGAAGCUGCAUGGAAGGUUCCUUCGCAGGAAACUGCUUGGAAGGUUGCUUCGUUGCAGCUGCAGCCACGCAGCAACAGGUCUCCCUCCUGGUGAGAGGAGGAGAGAGGAAGGGCGAGAUGGGGAGAGGAAGGGAGAGGAGGAGAGAAGAGGGUAG
Messenger RNA from Closterium sp. Naga37s-1, 3606 nucleotides. NCBI's taxonomy places the organism in Eukaryota, Viridiplantae, Streptophyta, Zygnematophyceae, Desmidiales, Closteriaceae. The record is from the annotation of a GenBank genome assembly.